Molecule: messenger RNA, 12783 nt
Organism: Symbiodinium necroappetens
Lineage: Eukaryota; Dinophyceae; Suessiales; Symbiodiniaceae
Source: the annotation of a GenBank genome assembly
AUGAAUACGUCGGAAAUGGGCCGCCUGAUGCUGCAGUCUUGGGAUGGCGCGAACUGGACCACAGAGUGGUCACCGUCUGGUGACCAGGGCGGCGUCUGGAAUCGAGCCGAUGUACGAUUGCCGGAUGAUGCGCAAGCAUUGCGCUUCUUGGGUAUCACGAGGAAUGGGUAUGAAGGCGACAUGGCUUUGGAUUCAUUGCAGACUUCCAACUCUUCAACAGCAACCCAAUUGCCGACCUACGAUAUCGUGGCGUGCAGCUUUGAGACGGACUCCUGCGGCUGGAGAGCCAUGAAUGACCAGGCGUGGAUGAGGAGAACUGGCGGGACACCGUCCUCUAGUACAGGACCCUCGGGUGCAUUCGAUGGCGACUACUACAUGUACCUGGAGGCGAACUCGAAUUAUCCCAACAAGGAGUUUGUCCUGGAAAGCCCCGUGUUCGGAAAGGGCGACGGUGCAGAGAGAUACGUGCUUUUCCGCUACCACAUGUACGGAGGCCACAUGGGCCAAAUAGCACUUCAAGUCUGGCACGGCAUGUGGUGGACCACAAUAUGGUCGGUCUCCGGGGACCAGGGUAACACAUGGUAUGGCGCUCCCGUGAGAUUACCAGAGGAUGCGCAAGCACUCCGCUUCCUGGGCGUGACCGGGACAGCAUGGGAAGGCGAUAUCGGCUUAGAUGAUGUGCAGGUGGAUAAUGCCGCUGUGCCCCUGGAGGUGGCCUCCACAUGGACUCCAUCACCCAUCGAGGCAACUUCCGGGCCCUGCGAGGUUGAUGGAUUCUGCUUGCAAAGCCCUGGCUUCCCUCAGACCGCUCCUGGUUAUGAAGUGCAGUGCCAAAUUCACACUUCCAUGGCGGCCUUCCAGGGCCGCAAGACUUUCCAGUUUCUGGAAAUCAGGCACCUGCAUCUGAAAUUUGCAUAUGUGCAGUUUGGAGCAAACCUUGGCGGUCAGCUGAAGCUGCGGUUCUGUGCGCAGAGGCCCGUCGCCAGCAUCGAGAAUGUUACGUGCGACUUUGAGCUGGAUGCCUGUGAUUGGCAGGGUUGGCAAAGAGUCCGAGGUGAUGCUAGUUCUGGGGAGUGGUACAUGGGAAGUGAUGGUGGGGGCAUAUUGCUCAGCCCACUUUUCCCUGCAGAGUCCGAGUCCAAGGACUUGCUCUUCUCUUAUCGCCCAGGCCAAUCUGGCAAGCUUCAGCUCCGGUACCACAAGCACGGUUGCACUUCCAAUUGCUGGGAAGUUCUGUGGGAGAUUCAGGCUGGACGAGAUCCGACCCAAUCCCAGCUAUGGCAUGAGGCCAAAGUUGUAAUUCCCGCCUUUGCGGACGGCCUGCAGUUCAUGGCAACUGGAUAUGAUUCUGCCAGCAGCGCAGCGGUGGACGGCGUGGUAGUUUCAGAAGUUGUUGUCUCGAGGCCUUUUGCAGAGCUGUCAGUUGGCUGGGCCCACUCCUGCAUCUUGCACAAGAGUUCCGGAGAGGUGCGCUGCUGGGGUCGUGGUGGGCAGCUUGGGCACGGAAGCUGGGAGUCCAUCGGAGACGAGCCUCUGGAGAUGCACGAGCUACCCGCGAUUGAUCUUGGCACCGGCCGCACGGCAGUGCAAAUCUCUGCUGGCCGCACGCACACGGCGGUGCUUCUUGAUGAUGGCACGGUGAAGGUGUUCGGCGAAUUUGCUGCCUUUAAAGUUGGAGUGUACCCUGGCCAGAUGGGAGACAACCUGCCCGUGGUCGACCUGGGCGACGGGCGGACGGCACUGCAGGUAGAAGCGGGUGACGAGUGGGUUACAUGCGCUCUGCUGGACAAUUAUAUGAUUAAGUGUGGAUCUGACGGCCUUAUCGACCGUCCUCUGGAUCUAGGGUCCAACCGAACUGCCCGACAAGUGUCGUUUCGGCCCACAACAGACACCGGCACAAAAUUCUCCAGAGUCUGUGUAUUGUUGGACGAUAACACAGUGAAGUGUUGGCAACUUUGCCGUGAGUCGGAUCGGCAAUGUUGGCAAGACGUGAUCGAUGGUGACAAUAUGCCAGCGGUGGACUUGGGAGGGGGGCGGGUCAAAGAAAUUCAUGGUGGCACGCGCUUCUUGGAGUCUUGUGCUAUCAUGGAUGACGGCUCGGCAAUGUGCUUUCCCUUUGGCAGCUAUGCAGCAAGCAGGGUUGACUUUGGAUCGCGUACUGUGCGGCAGUUCAGCAGCGGCUGCGCGCUGCUGGAUGAUUUCUCCGUCAAGUGUUGGGGAUGGAAUGCGAGGGUCGGGCAAGGAAACCUUGCAUCCAUCGGUUUGUCCCAAGUCGGCGACACGCUACCAGUUAUUGAUUUGGGUGUGGACCGCACUGCACGACAGAUUUCCAGUAGCGAGCAUCACGCAUGUGCCAUCCUCGAUGAUGACUCUGUGAAAUGCUGGGGAGCCGGGGGAUCCGGCAAGUUGGGUAGAGGGGACGUCCAGACCAUAGGACAUGGACCCGGCCAAAUGGGGAACCAGUUGCCCGCUGUUGAGCUGCCCAGGCCAGAUACCGAGACCUCGGUGCAGGUCCGCCUUCACGAUUCAACAUGCGCGGAUUGCGCUGUCAUGCGUGGCCAGGUGCAGGUCUUGCACAAAGGCGUGUGGGGUGCGGUGUGCGAUGAUGACUGGGAUGACGUGGAUGCACGGGUCCUGUGCAGGCAGCUAGGGUUUGCAGGUGGCAACAGCAUCUCUCGUUUUGGGGGAGAGGGGCCCAUUUGGAUGGACGGCUUGGCUUGCUACGGAAACGAAACCAACCUUGGCUCGUGCCCGUUCCGAGGCUGGGGCGUGCACGAUUGCCACGGCAUCGAAGCAGCCGGCGCCGUGUGCCACGUGGAUGCCUGGAGUGACUUCUCCACCCCGGUCAGCCCAGCCAGACGCACGAGGCACGUCGCGGUGUGGCUGAGCAGCCGCAGCUCUAUGUUGGUUUAUGCCGGAGAGGCCAGUGCCCACUUCGACUUCUUCUCGGAUGCCUGGUUGUACAGUUUGCUGACGCAGUCCUGGCUGCAGCUUGUGACAGACAGCUCGGUCCCCUCCCCCCGAGCGGGGCACACCGCCGUGUGGGAUGAAAUCGAAGAAGAGAUGCUGGUUUUCGGUGGCGAGUAUGGAACAAUUCUGCAUGAUGAGCUCUGGAUCCUGAGCCUCCGGCAAAACUCCUGGAAGAAGCCGACCGUUCCUUUCAGCCCGGCAGGCCGCGUAGGCCACUCAGCUGUUUGGCAGUCGCUUCCGAAGCGCAGGAUGUUGGUCUUCGCGGGCCAGAGCGGCUCCUUGUUGAACGAUCUCUGGGCAUACCAAGCAGAAACCAGCACCUGGAAGCGGCUGCAAAGUGCCGGUCCCGGGCCCACGCCCCGCAGUCGCCACUCAGCUGUCUGGGAUGAGGCGACAGAGUCCAUGCUGGUCUUCGCGGGCUGGGCCGGUUCGGCGCCGUUGGCGGACCUGUGGCACUUCAACAGCUGGCAUCAGCGCUGGAGCUUGCUUGAGCCUCUCGGCUCACAGCCACCGAGCCGUGCUGGGCAUGUGGCCGCCUGGGAUCCUCUCACCAUGUCCAUGCUAGUGCAUGGAGGCAUACGGCACGAGGAUGGAGAGUCCAGCUACUCUGAUGACCUUUGGAACUACAGUUUGCUGUUAGAUUCCUGGAUGCCUAUGGCCCUCCACGAAACAGGCCUCAGGCCUGCAGCCCGAACAGACCAUGUCGCUUCCUGGGACUCCCACUCUCGAAGUCUGCUCAUCCACGCUGGUUUCGACGCAUCCUACCGAAGUGACACCUGGCGAUAUCUUGGCCCAGAAGUCGUGCCGACGCUCAUCGUCGAAUGUAUGCUGGGUCAACAGUGCCUUGUGGAACACCAGCACGGCUGUACAAGGGGCCCCGACAGGCUCGCGGUCUUGGAGAAUUGCUCGAAUGAGAGCGAGUGUCGAGCAUUUCUCGUGUACAAUGAUUCCCAGCUCGUGUUUGUGAACGACGCACAGCUCGAUGGCUCCGGGAAAUCGUCGAACGUAAACAUCCUGGCAGGCACAUAUCGCCUCUGCAGCUGGCACUGUUCGGUGUCGGCACCAUGUGUUCAAGAGAGUGAUUCUGUUACUGGCACGGGAUUCUUGUUGGUGCGGGGUCCUUUCCCGGAUCAGUCCUUCGAGUGCUUCGUCGGAGCGCAGUGCAUCGUAGUCGGCUUGCAGGGGGCGAAGCUUGCGCAGGAUGACUUACUGCUGCCAAUGCAACUGUGCGGCACCUCGAACGCAUCUUCUUUGUUUCCGAAUCCACAGCCUAUUUCUGCUGCGCUCACUGAAUCUCAUGACUUCGCCUUCGACUUCGGUAUGUUGCCAACGUACACAACCCCGGAGAAGCUUCAGCUGUGCUGGUGCGCGUCCAGAUCGAACUGCAGUGCUCCAGCGGACUUCCGUGCGGUGGCAAUGAAGUUGGAUGUGGUGUGCCCUCCGGGCACCUACGAGCUGCUGAGCAUCAGACAGUGCCAGGAGUGUCCGGCGGGCCAUUUCUGUCCAGGAGGUCAAACGGCUGAGUUGCGCCCCUGCCCCGACUUCAGAACUUCCGCUCGCCGAUCCAGUGCUGAGGAGCAUUGCCAGUGUCGCCGCGGGACUUACUGGGACGCAGAGUCCAGCUUCUGCCGUCCGUGCCUCAUUGGGUCUUACAAGAAUCGGACGGGCACCGAGUUCUGUCAGAGUUGUCCGGUUGGAACGACGACAAUGGGCACUGGAGCCAUAUCCCUGCAAGAGUGUUAUUGUGCGAACAACUACUUCGACGUGAACCUUGACCCGGAUCUGUUCAACUGCACACAGAAGGCAAGUGCCUCAGCCCUGAAUGCAACGUAUGGACUGCUGGAUGUACGCAGACAAGUUGAAGCACACUUCUUCUUUGGCUCACUUGAGGGAGCAGGGGCCACCACUUUGGAGGAGUUCCGCGCUGCUUUGGUCUCCCACCUUGGGCUGGCGGGACUGGCACGUGCAUCAUUGGAUCUGAAGGUCGUCAAUGACAGACUCAACUACGAAAUCACAAGCUCAGAAGCAGAGCUCGCCGCCGAGCUGCAUGCAAAGUUCGAUCCGGCACCCUUCUCCGCUUGGAUAUCCUCUGACCAGCAGGAAACUGAUUGGGCUCUGGCAACAGUGGCUCUUCAGGGACCCGUGCUGGAGCAGUUGCUGGUGUGUCCUGGCAUUUUGGCAUUUCCACCCGGCCCCAUUGGAGGUUUGGCAGAAUGCCAAUGUCCGCCUGGCAUGGAGGCCUCGGCAGGCAGCUGCCAUGCAUGCCCAGCAGGCAAGUACAAGUCGACAGUGGGCAACGCGAGUUGCACGGCUUGCAGUUUUGGUUCGACGACAGGGCUGUCCGGCAUGAUGUCUUCCGCAAACUGCGCUUGCAGGGCAGGUUACGUCAGCAGCGUGCCGGGGGAUCCUGCCAGCUGUGAGCCUUGUGGGUUGGGCUUCUUCUGCCACGGUGGAGACCACCGAGAGGCUUGCCCGCCGUCAACAUCCACGUUGGUCGUCACUGUCAGCACCGUGGCCGACUGCGUCUGCGCUGCCGGGCACUUCGGCUUUGAGACUUGCGAGGAAUGCCCAGCAGGUCGCUUCAAGGACUUUGUGGGCAGAGGCGAAUGCUCGCCCUGCCCGGUCGGCACCUGGAGCAAUGCCACCGGAGCUGUCUCAGACGCACCCUGCACUCCGUGUGCCAGGGGAUCGACCACGAAGCUCGCUGGGUCCUGGACCGAAGGUUUGUGCAUCCGCCCACGCGGCGAGCAGCAGUUUACUUGUAUCUCUGGGACCGUUUGCGACUUGCACGUGGACGGGUUCAGUCUCCAAGAUGGACAUCGCCUCCUCAUAUCCCAAUCUGAAUGUACUGGCAGAAAGGUUGCAGCGUCCGGCGUUGCCAAUGCAGGCAUGUCCGAGGUUGCAAGCGAUGGCGGCAGUCGGUACGUGUUCAGGGACUUCGUGCCGUUUGGUGGGAACUACCACCUGUGCUGGUGCGCCAACAUGCAUGACUUGACGUGUGUCGAAGCCGAGGACUUCCAGAUCUCUUCCGGUGAGCUGCGGGUCAUCGGACCCUUCGGCAAUCAACAGUUCACUUGCGUCCGUGGCCAGGACUGCACAGGCUUCCAGGUGCAAGGCAUUGGGCUGUCUCAAGGUGACGGCGUGGCUGUGCGGAAUGGUUGUGGUACUGAAAGCACCUUGCAGCUCUCGCCUGCCAAUCAGAACGGCUCCGGCCUCUUGCAGGGUGUCUCGCAACUUUCAUUGAACUUCGGCUCAUCCCAAGAUGGCUUCGAUCAUAGCAUAUCCCUAGAUGAGAGCGAGGGCUACGAUCUAUGUUGGUGUGGAGCACGGCCUUGCAUGCUCCAGGAUUUCGUGGUUUCCUUUGGCCAGCUGGUCGUGGAAGGUCCCAGCAAAAGCCAGGAGGUCAGCUGCGCCAUCGGACAGUUAUGUGAAAUGCCGGACAUCCGGGGCCAGCUCAGACCGGGCGACAGGAUCAUGGUUCUGGCCGCCUGUGGCACGGGUUCGGCCAUUUCAGGCUUCCCCAGCGGCGGAAUAGCGGAGAUGGCUGAGGAAAUACCCGAGAGCCGGGACGGUGUGGCUUUUCACUUCCGGGCCGAGUCGCCAACUGCAGAUGAAGAAUGCGAAACUGCAACUGCCUUCCGAGCAUCUGUUGGGCUCAUGACAGCAUCCGGUCCCUUCCAGCAGAGUUUCUCCUGUAUCGUUGGGAGCUCUUGCGAGCUGGAGCUGUCAGGCAUCGAUCUGCAGGAAGGUGAUGCACUGCUGGUGGCUGAGGGUACUUGUGAUAGAGCCGCCGGCAAGAUCAGCAGUUUCAUGUCCUUGAAUCAGCCGUUUUACCUCCAAAAAAAGGAGGAGACGCUGCAACUGUUGAUUGGGUACCUGCCGGAAUGGACUGUCCCUGCAACUUACGGACUCUGCUGGUGCCCACAACAGCGUGUUUGCGAGCUGGCUUCAUCAUUUCGAGCCCCAGCUGGUCGCUUGCAGAUUGAUUGCCCAGAAGGUACUUUCUUUACAUCCUUGCGAUGUGUUCCAUGUGGUCGUGGCUUCUAUUGUCCUGGAGGUGGUCCAGGGUCCGCAACAAGAUUUCCUUGCCCCGAGCAUGAGACCACGCGGCAACGAAGUGCCUCUGCGCCUUCAGAUUGCGAGUGUGUGGCUGGCUACUUCAUGGACUCCGGAGGUUGCGCAACCUGUGACAGAGGAUACUACAAGGCUGAUGUGGGCAAUGCCUUGGCCUGUACUAGUUGUCCGCAGAAUCUGACGACUCUUUUCAGUGGCUCCGUGUCCAGUGCAUCGUGCAUUUCUCCUGCUACAGAUGAGGAGGGAGGCUCUAGUGUAGUGGACCUGGACGAAGCAGGCAUCAGCAAUGCCUCAGAAGUAGCAACCAUGACUUUCAAUAUAUCUCUUGGCAAAGACUGGAUCGAUCCGGAUAUCAGGCGUGAGCUGAUUGCUGGCCUGCGCGGAGCCAUUACAGACUCUACGAGGAUGGAUCCUAGCGCCGUGCAGAUCAUGCUACCUUGGGCAGAUGCAGCCGGCCGCAGGUUGUCAGAUUCACCUUCAGUUGUGAUCAUGCUGAAAUUUUCCUCGAAAGCAGAGGCCAGCCGCUUUGCACAGGAGGCGGAUUUGAGUGUGCUACUGAGUGACAUGAACGAUGCUGUCCGGCUAAACGACGACUUGCCCGACUUCAUCAUCGAGGCAACAUCAGCACCCGAGGUGUCCUCUGUGACAAUCUCCUGCCCAGAGUUUUCAGCCAAGCCUCCGGGUGUCCCGAUUUUAAGUGCAAGCGAUUGCCUCUGCUUGCCGGGCUACGGCUUCGACGUGCAGAUUGGGACAUGUGGAGUUUGUUCCCAGGGUGAGUAUAAAUCUGCACUGGCAGAUACAGAAUGCGACAAGUGUGAGACUCCGAAAUCGACUGUUCAGCGUGGUGCCAUUUCGGUCCAGGCGUGCGUCUGCGCGGCAGGCUUGUACGACCAUGAGGGGGACUGCCGCAGUUGCGAGAUCGGUUUUUACUGCCACGGCUCGGGCAUCGCACUUCCAUGUCCAGCAAACUCAACGACGAUCUCUGAAGGAUCGCGGUCUAUGUCAGAGUGUCUCUGUGAGGCCGGAUAUGAGGCUGACCGUGAUGCAGAACGGUGUGAGCCAUGCCCGUCAGGACGGUACAAGCCCAGCAAAGGCAACGAAGUCUGCUUCCUGACGUGCCCCGCGAACGCAGACAGUAGUCCAGGCUCCACGGAUGUGGACGAUUGCUACUGUUUGCCCGGGCACGUGGCAGAGACGGACAGCAAAGGCCAGCUAUAUCGCUGUGCUUCUUGCGCACUUUACAGUGGCUUGGAGUGCCCAGGAGGCUUCGAUGCGGGCACAAGGAAUCACACCCAGGCGAGGGCCAUUGCCGGCUGGUUCCAAACUGGCAGGACGCUGGCUGUCCAAUGCCACGUUGUCUUGCCCAACGGAGACGGCGCCUGUACUGGCGGCUCUUCGCAGUGCCGGCAUGAUCCAAGUCUUGUAGGUUGUAGUAAACUUUUCGGAAAUCAAUGCGCGGAGGGCUCUUCUGGAAUGAUGUGUGGGGAGUGCCCGGAGGGCUGGGGCAGAGGCUCUCUCUUGGACUACUGCCAUCCUUGCUCUCCGGGUGAGGGUGCAGGCGGCGCAGGGUUCCUCGCUGGCUCGAUCCUGGCAGACCUCUCGCGAAUCACUGCCUGGAACUUCGCGCUUACUGCUCUGGCAGCCAAGGGGGCCGGCAGCUCACUGAAGCUUCAUACCUGCAUGAUACGCAUGGUCCAGGCCUGGAUUGGAGCCUGCCAGAUCUUGCUUACCUUUAAUCUGGAUCGGUUGCAGCCUUUCUCGUGGUCCCAGGAAGAAGGAGAGUGCGGUAAAAUUCUACGAUUCGCGUGGCCUCAAGCAGUGACCGAUGCCAUGCGUGGAGCUUUUUCUGCAAUAGCAGUGGUUCCAGUGGCCACUGUCGACUUUGCGGCCGAGUGCCAAUCCGAGACCUGGUCGAGCAACAAGGGCACGAAACGGAGCGCACCGGUGUUGUACUACCUGUGCUUGCCUGUGCUGACUCUUCUCGGCACGCUUUCUCUGUCGGCACUUGUGGUCUACGUUGUGCUGCCGCUGGCAAAGAUGUUCGGUCUCCAUUUCAAUGAUUUGGACCGCAAGGAGGCCAAGCGCAAGGCAGCCCUAAAAGCAGUGCGAGGUCAUCUGACACUGGCCACCACGGCUUCAAAUGCCCAGGACGCUACGGAGAGCCCUCCAACCAUGGGAGAAGGUACCGUGCCAAAGGCCUCAGACACCCUGGAAGAGCUCGCGCAGGGAACGUUGGAUGAGGUGAACUGGGACGAAGUCUCAGACGCCGCUCUGGCUGGCGGCAUUCCAGAUGAUGAGCUUCUCGCCAUUGCCGACCGCUCAGCAUCGGAUGGCUUCAUCUCCGAGACAGCCCUACGCCGACUGGUGCUUGGUGCCCUGGCGUGGGAGAUGCGAGGCCAAGCUUGUAACGGCCACAGAUUUGGGCGACAGGCUCAUGUUCGUCUCUACAACGGAUAUAACCAUGUGCUUGACCCGUCGUCAGCCUUCGUUUCAGAGUUUGCAGCGGAGGAGAGCUUGAAGCAGAAGCUGAACGCAAAGGCGGACUUUGUCGUGGAGGUGGCCCGCGCCGCAGAGUCCGUCGGAGAGCUGGUCGACCUGCAAGGUGAAAGGAGGCGUUUGCUGCUCCAGCGCGCCUGCCGUCAUCUGCGGCUAAGGGAGUCGGAGCUCGUGGCAGAGGUCCAAGGCAGCGCGGCAAGGAUGGACCUCGCCCUCUUCACAUCCUGGCCUAGACCUAUGGCGCUGCUGAAGCAAAGCGUUCCGGUGAUAUGGCUCACACUGCUUGCCUUGUGGCCGGACCUGAUGUCCAAUUUCUUGCAGAUGGUUCGAUGCAUCUCGGUUCGCGAAGAUGGGCAGGAGUCGGCGGUGACGGUGCAGCGGCUGCAUGCGCAUCCCGACGUGGUGUGCUGGCAAGAGGAGCACUGGACACUCUUCGCCAUUGGCGUCAGUGGCCUGGUGCUAUGGUGCUUCGGGAUCCCGCUUGCCUUGUUCCUUCGAAUUUGGGCGCUGACCGAUCGCCAAGAGCCAGAGAACCGCCGCCUUUUCGGCUAUUUCAUUGAAGGCUUAGAGCCCAGGUUUUGGUAUUGGGAGUUGGUAGUAAAGCGGCUUGACAUCGGCCUUAUGUUGCUGAUCGCGUCCACAUCCGUUACCACCGACGACAAGGCAAAACUAUUGCUCUUUGCUUUAAACUCGGGCAUACAACUGGCCGUCACGGCUUGGCUGAAGCCAUAUUCGAACUCGCAAGCAGAAAUUUUGGAUUUCUUGGAGUGCCUGCUGCUCGGUGCGCGCUUCGUGCUGUUCACCACUGUGGCGGUGCUGCUGAUAUUUUUUCCACCCACGGAGAGCAUCUGGAUUUGGUCGGUUUCGUUGCUGGUGAUGCUGGUCUCAGUGAUCGUGUAUGCGGUGCUUCACAUCGUAGGUCAGACCCUGCGCAAUGCUGCUGGCCAGCUCAGUAGCAAGCCCAAGAUGGGCAAGGAGCGGAAGAUCGUGCUUUGUCAUUCGCUGGCCUCUCGAAGCGGAUUCAUCAAGUCCGACAGUCCAGGUUUUCUCGCGAAGCUGAAGCAGAGCGGUGUGGCCGUUUUGUUGCCCUUCUUCCAGCCGGAGUCACACCUGGCCUUCGACUGGUCCAUAACCUCGCAGAGUCCCAACAUCAUCACGCGGAAGAGCCAGAUCCAGGCCCCUCCAUGGAUUCAUGAUUUGCAUGCUGGGAUUAUGGGCCUUCACAACAAGGUUGAUUUGUCCAGGCUCAAGGAGCUGGACAAGAUUCAAGGGCUUGAGAAACGCAUUACUGACCUCGAAGCCUCUAGAAGAUCCCUCACCCCUCCUCGCUCCCUUCGCGGCGGUGAUCAGUCUCCCCGCUCCCCUCGAAGUAGCGUUGGUAGCAGGGAGGACUCCAGCAGUGAUCUUGAUAUCAUUGUUGGGGGCUGGGUUGAUGCAAAAAGAGCCGACGCUCAACAGGAGGUGACCAAUAUGUUUAGUGCCAUUCAAAUGACAUCCGCUGUGAAGGAACUCUGGGCGCCUUAUAGUCGCACCAACUUUAUCAAAGUGCAGCUUGCGUUUCCUGAUGAGCAGGCACACAUCAGUGUGCGACGACUGUUCCAAUGGCGUGUCAUUGAGAAACUCAAAGUCAUGAAAUUCACAAGUGGCGUUCAGGGCUCGACUGGGAAUAAAAUUUGGGCGACCAAAUCCAAAAGCCCAGAGGAGCGUGCUAGAGUUCGUGCACUGGUAGUGACAAAGGAGUUUCUUAAGGCCCUCCCCGGUAAGGAUGGAGCUCCUCCGAUCCCCGAGAAUGACAUUGAAAUUGUAUGGAACGGGCGACUGUUCGUGCACCAACAUCAAUUUUUGGGCUGCAUGGAUCGUGAUGGCGAGCCUUCUUCGGAAGAUCUUAUCCUUUCCGAUUCGCGCGGUAAUCACAUGCCGUGGUUUGUGAAAGCUUCGGUUUUCGAGGCUGCCACGGGGUAUCCUGGCUCAGGCAAAUCGCUUGAGGAGGUUGCCACUGCCUGGCCUGUUCUUGGGUUAGAGGGCUCGGACUUUUUGGGGCUUCAGGAAGUUGGUGGUCUCGGUGACAUCACAAAGAAGUGGGACACCCGCACUGCUGAUCUAGAUGAGAAUUGGACGUUUUAUUGCAUGAAUCCCCCCCUUGCGUUUCGAGGGGUUGCUGUUGGUAUGCCCACGUCUCGCAUUUCCACCGUCGAGAAGGUUAUUCCGCUUGACGUUGGUAUCUGCGUGAUUCUGAAGCUUCACGGAUACCGACAGUUUUUAAUUAGCGCGUACUUCGAUGUCCUUACCUUUGCGAUUGAUACUAACUACGAACUUGGGGCCAUUGAAAGUCGUAGUGCCGCAGCCAGCCCCGAUGAGAGGGAAGUGUUUGCGACUCUGCUGCUCAGAAAUUUUGGCCUUGUCCAUACUCGCCCUGCGGUCUACACUUGGUGUAACACGCGUGGAUCCGAGUCUAAAAUCGAUUACAUCCUCCUCUCCUCCCCCCACAGUCAGUUUUCUGAGCAGCAAGUACAUGCAGAUUCCAAUUUCCUCCUCGGGUCCGAUCAUCGGGCCGUUUCCGCCUGUUUCGAGCGCUUGGCCCCGCCCUCCUCUUACCGCCCGAAGCGUAGGGGAAACAAGUGUGGCAAAUGGCUGACUGACCCCGCUAAGGUUUUCUCGAAGUCCCAAGCUUUAUGCCAGACGCUCGAUCUCUCAGGGAGAGACUUGUCCUCAGCCGAUCUUGAGUGCCUGGCUUCCAAGACCUCGUAUCGCCCACCUAGCCUUCGGUAUAAAGACCCCCCGGAGAUUCUCGAGAAGAUACGCCAGCGGCGUCUUUUGUCGGGCAGAGAGGCCAGGGAUCUUGGUAAGGAGAUUGUUCGACUCCGUGCAGUUGCUAAGAACCUGUGGCUGACCAAGAUCCUUGACCGAAGUGCGAACGGUGAUUUUAAAGCCAUUUCUUAUUUCCGGCGCCGCCAAGCUGUCCUCUCUUCACAUCAGAAUUAUCUUGUCUCCGCCGGAGGUAAGGAUCAGGAGUUUGGGUUGCCUCUCAUAGCCGUGAAGUUGGACAUUACAUCAGCUUUUGAUACCUUGUCCCACAUCGCCGGGUCCUCUUACUCCGCCGAGCUCUUCGCCCGGACCUUGGACUAUUAUCUCGGAGCUCUGGUAGACAAGUGGCGCCGUGCCAGCCGAAUGGCUGCGCAAGCCCUGCAACAUGCUUCCUGGGAGGGAAUUCAUGCCCUCGCCUUUGCCUCGUAUUGGGGUCAC